UGUGACUGCAUUGGGCAGGACAAAAAAGCUUUCAUUGAGGGGAGUGGCGGCUAUGCUUGGUGUUUAAUCAAAUGAAAUUAAAAAUAAGCAAUCUGAUUUUUAAAACCAAAAUAAUAUUUCUAAAUAGGAUGGGGUCAGAAGCUACAUUUAAUAAAUGUCAUCUCUUGUUCCAUGGCACUGGUGCUCACGUGGGCCUACAGGUCUUUACACAUAACAUUUACACUUCUGUACAAAAUACUAGCCACCUGUCAGUUGUAUUGUGGCCUAUGUGUGAGACACAUGCUCAAAAAUAUCUGCCGUAGAUAUGGCAUUACAGAAGGACUGAAUAGUUUGGAGGAGCACGUCUUGAGUGCUGAUCUUGGGUCAGUUUAGCAUUUUCCCAACCAAUGGUUAAGGUUAGGAUUGGGUUGAGGGAAGACUAAAACAGGUUUUAUUAUAUCUUUAGCCCAACUCAAAAUGAGAAUUUGACAUUUUCAUCACUUCUCUACAACAUUGCUGUAUAGUUAUUAUAUUAUAAUUAUCCCUUUUUGACAAUUAUUGGUUAAUUCUAGGUUGGAUCUCAACAUUCCAUAUUGUUACACAAUGCUGUUUGAUGAGUUUUAACUUAUCAGAGUUUUUAACGCAUUUGGGUCGAAACCACAUCCUGCCCCACAUCUGUGUUAAUAGGAUUUAUGUUUCCAUGACAACAUAUUUAAGUGACAUCACAACAUUGAGCCGUUAUAGAGGUCUUCUGAAUGGCUCAGUUCUCCAAUCUUACAUAAGACCUCAGCAACGAGCUUCAGAGUGAACAAAUCUGCUGGGCGAGACGAAGUCAAGGAGACAGCAUUUUGAUGGGCAUGGAUAUCAUAGAAGUGGUGGAGGUCGUGGGCAUCGCCCUGGGAGUCAUAGGAUUAAUACUGACCAUCGUGGUCUGUGCUCUCCCUACCGCGAUAGUGACAACCAUCAUACAGGCGAAUGUUGCCACCACAGUGGUGGUCUUGAAUGGCCUGUGGAUGAGCUGUGUGGCCCAAGGCACGGGACAGACACAGUGUGAGGUGUUCAACUCCAUGAGGUAUUUGCACCACUUUCUGCAGCCUGCCAGAGCCAUGAUCCUCAGUGCCAUCACCCUGGGGGUUCUGGGGGCCAUAUUCUUCAUGGUCGGAGCCAAGUGCACCAACUGCAUCAAAGACAAAACAUCUCAGGCCAAGUUGAUAAUUAUUGCUGGAAUACUUUUCAUUGGUGCCGGAAUUCUUAUCCUCAUCACUGUUUCCUUGGUAGCAAUAUUUAUCAUCAUCGACUUCCCCAUGUGGAUCGAAGGAAAGCCUGAGCUGGGGGCCUCGCUGUACUUCGGCUGGGUGGCGGCUGCCCUGCUCCUGAUUGGAGGGGUCAUACUGGGCAUCACUGUGGGAGUGUUUGGAUGGAUGAUGGGAAUCUUUGGAUGGAUAGUCUCCCGAGUGUCCUGUGCUCUCUCUAUAUUGCUCCCAUUCAGUUUUUCUCCUGAGACCCUCUAUAGGGACAUAUGGAUGGUUCUGAUGACAAUCACUUCCAUUUUCACCAUCUUGGGAGCUCUAGGAGUGAUGGGCUCCAUCUUUGGGACCAGGUGCUAUAACUGCAUCAAGAGUAACAGGGUCAAGGCCAGGUUCAUCGUUGGAAUAUUCUUCAUCCUGGCUGGUAUCCUGCAGCUCACCACUGUAUUUUUGGUUGACCAUUACUUAAGAACGGAUGUCCACCUGCAGCUCAACCCAUUCGUCCUGUUUACCCAUAAUGACCUGGUUAUUUUAGCUGAAUUCAAUAGGUGGUCCUCCUCCAUGCUCCUGAUAGGAGGGACUAUACUCUGCUGUUGUAUCUACAAGAGGAACCAGCCAGACUCAACAAUGACUCAAUCAACCUCCCUCUAACAGCUCUGUCUUCAACAGUCAUAUAGGUCUUUAUGUCAUAUUGUGUUGGGAUCGUAGUCUGGUGCAGCUGCUGCUGCUACUGCUUUAACAGAGAGGCUGUACUUUCUUUUCAUGAAAACAAUGGAGAGAAUAUAAUUGUGAUUCUAUAUGUAAUUCUAUGAUAAAACGGCCUCUAUCCUUUCUGUUCAGUGUUAAAAAGUCAGAAAGGACCUGAUAGGUGUGAAAGCAACAUAGUUAUUGUUCCACUUUGUCUUUAACAUGUCACAGAGGAGUUUAUGAAACAUUGUGUUCAAAUAUUCAGUUAAUUUAGACUGGGAGUUCCUGAUGAGACUCUGCAAUGAAGGGACAUAUUCUCACUGUUUCCUCUCUGAUGUUAUAUACCAGUAUUGAUACUUCUCUUUAUGCUUCUUUAAAAUGGGAUGCAUUUAAGAAGCGAGAGAAUUGAAUCAGUAGUUGAUUGUUUAACCCUGUUAAAGAUGUUCAAAUAAAAUAAUUGUUUCCUGGUU
Oncorhynchus gorbuscha (pink salmon) is the source of this 2383-nucleotide messenger RNA. Its product is annotated as claudin-4-like. The coding region runs from base 831 to 1877 and encodes 348 amino acids. Lineage: Eukaryota; Metazoa; Chordata; Actinopteri; Salmoniformes; Salmonidae. The transcript has a single exon. The record is from RefSeq and is a predicted model, not a curated record. Gene Ontology annotation, cellular component: plasma membrane; bicellular tight junction. Gene Ontology annotation, biological process: cell adhesion; bicellular tight junction assembly. Gene Ontology annotation, molecular function: structural molecule activity.